Messenger RNA from Drosophila rhopaloa, 5160 nucleotides. RefSeq names its product serine-rich adhesin for platelets. The record is from RefSeq and is a predicted model, not a curated record. Bases 860 to 4855 code for a protein of 1331 amino acids. NCBI's taxonomy places the organism in Eukaryota, Metazoa, Arthropoda, Insecta, Diptera, Drosophilidae. Gene Ontology annotation, molecular function: protein binding. The transcript is spliced from 10 exons.
GCUCAAUCUUUGUUUUCGCAGCGCGGCGGUCGCAUCGGAGUCGAAAAUUCGAAUUAGAGGUGCUCGAAGAACUCGAAAAAUACUAUUGGAUAGUUUUGAAUAAAUUUUAUUGAUUUUUGUAUUCACAUCGCGGUUUUUGGGAUUUGCACUUACAUUGAAGUGUUCUGUUUAAAUUUUUAAAAAGUGUUUCAAAGUGCGAAUCAAACUAGUAAAUCAAAAGCAAAUCGCAAAUCCUUGAGAAACAAACAAUAAGAAGUGAAAAUUAGCAACAAUUCAAUGCUUUCUCUUAUCAGUGUGGACAUUAUAUUUAAAAAAAAAAAUUAAUUUCUGUGAAUUCACCAACAAGUUCAACCGAAACCACAAACUGAAUGCUAUGCAAAUAUACGACCGAUAAAAUUGCUUUUUUUUCCAUAAAAAUAAUUUUUCUGAUUAUUCCGAUAAAUGGGCUUACAACAAAAACAUAAACAGAAAAAGGAAACAAGUGUGUGUGCAAUUGCAAUGAAGAAUGUGCUGAGCAAAUAAGGCAAAUAACAACGAUUUAACUUAACCCAUAAAACCUAACGACAAUUCACAUAAACAAACAAAAAAACGUUAAAAAAACAACAGAGUGUAAAAAAAGUUUAGCAACCGCGAAAACAACUUACGAAUUUUCACAACAACUUGAUGUUUUGUAACGGAUUUUCAAGAAACUGGUAAAAACUUUAUUGUGGAUUCUUCUUCGCAACUGCGGCUAGAUUUUUGUGCCCCUCUGCGAAUUUUUGGAGAACGGAAAGCAUUUGCGAUUCUGGACAGCUCACUUCUAACACCGGAGUCAUCACUGGAAACCCAUUAAGUGAAACAACAGAAACAGCAACAUAGUAUGCGUCUCUUCAAAACGCGCAAAUCCACCGACACCUACAGCACACUAGCCGCUCAGCAACAACAGCAGCAACAGCAAGCCGACAGCAGCAGCAGCAACAACAUUUGCCAGGGAAGCAGCAACAAUAAAAGUCACACGCCAGCAACAUGCAGCAACCGACUAAACAAGAGCGUUGCGAGCAGCACCACAAUAUCCUCAUCGCUGCCUGAUCUGCAUGACCAGUCGCCCGUCAUGAUCCUCAGCUGCACCACCCUGACCAGCAAUGGAGCCACCGCCACGGCGGCAGUCACAGCAACAAGCACCGGCACAUCAGCAACAUCUGCCGGCGGUCUGCAACAGCAACACCAGCAGCAGCCGUUACGCACGGCCACGCCCACUUGUCUACUAAGUGGACGGCAGACACCAUCGGCCAUAUCGGUAAUGUCGCUGCAAGAGGCCACCAGUCUGCACCGACAACAGCAGCAGCAGCAACAGCAGCAACAUCAGCCACCCACCAUCUAUGUGCCCGUGCCCACGAAACUUGGCGGCAAUGUCAACACCGGCAGCAAUUCGGCAAAAUUGCUGCUGAGCUAUGGCAGCACCAACAGCAUUGCCACCAUGCAGCAACACCAGCAGCAGCAGCAUGCUGCCCAGUACCAGCAAUACGUCGCCCAGCGUCUGCAUGCCGCUUCCAGUAGUUGCUUGUACGAGAAGGGGGCGAACGCCGGCGGAGGGGCGGGCAGCAACAAGAGCAGUCGAUCCCUGACCCCGAAUGGUCACCUGCCCGACUACAAAUUGGUGACAGCGGUGCCAGUUGUUGUCCUGGACGAUGAACACAAAUCGAAUUCAUUGCCAUCCAACGAACUGAGUCGCAGCAGCAUCAGCAACAGCAACAUCAACAUCAACAGCAGCAACAGCAACAGCCUUGACGUCAGCAACAGCAACUCGAACACUGGAAGCUCCACAUCUUUGGCCAGCACCACGAGAAAUGUUUUCACCUGGGGCAAGCGCAUGAGUCGCAAACUGGAUCUACUGAAGCGCAGCGACUCGCCCGCCGCCGCCCACAAAUCGCACUCGGAUCUGCGGAGCCUGUUCCACUCGCCAACGCACCACAAGAGUGGAUCCGCUGGAGCCAGCGGACCCAGUUCGGCGAAGGCCUCGCCCUCAAACACUGGUAGCCAUCAGAGCGGCUCCAGCUCCAGCUCCACGACCAGCACCCUCAAGAAGUGCAAGUCGGGGCCCAUUGAGACCGUCAAGCAGCGUCACCAGCAGCAGCAGCAGCAGCAGCAGUUGCUCCAGGAUGUGGGCACGGGACAGAGCCAGAGUGCUCAGUCCACGCCCACGCAUCAGUUCCAGGCGGCCGCCCGCCCACAGAAAGCGCUGAAGAACUUCUUUCAUCGGAUCGGGUCCACCGGCAUGCUGAACCAUCGCUCCCACAAUCUCCUCAAGGCCUCGGAGGCGUCCCAACAGGCCACACCGGCAGCCACCACGCUGUAUAGGAGCAGCUCCACGAGCCAGCUGUCCAGCUGCUCUUACGUGAAGUGCGACGAUCCCACCGAGGGUCUGAAUCUUCAGAGGGAGCAGCGGGAGCAGCGACUUCCGAGGAUUGCCAGCUUGAAGUCCAGUAGCUGCGACGACAUAGCCAAGGUGAGCAGUUGUCUGACGGCAAGCACAAGUAGUGGCAGUGCUGCAGGCAGCAUGGCAUCUCCUCCGAGUGGAGCGGCAUCUAGUGGAGCAGGAAUUGCAACCAGUGGCCAGCACGAUCCCUCGCGCCGCGGGGCCUUUCCCUACGCCUUCCUGCGAUCGCGCCUCUCCGUUCUGCCCGAGGAGAACCACGGCAAUGGACCUGGCCACCACCUGAAGCAACAAGUACAACGGCAGAGGGAGCAACACCAGCAGCAUCAGAGGGAUCUCCUCCAGCAGGAGCAGGCGUCAUCGCCACUCCCCCAGCGCCGCUCCCCCGAACAGGCGAUGCUGAACAAUGUGUCGCGCAACGACAGCAUCACCUCCAAGGACUGGGAACCACUUUACCAAAGAUUAAGUAGUUGUCUAAGUUCGAACGAAUCCGGCUACGACAGCGAUGGGGGUGCGACGGGUGCCCGGCUGGGCAAUAAUCUGAGCAUCUCCGGCGGAGAUACCGAAUCUAUUGCCUCGGGCACGCUCAAGCGCAACUCGCUCAUCUCCCUCAGUUCGUCGGAGGGUGUGGGAAUGGGCAUGGGCAUGGGCCUGGGUUUGGGACUGGGAAUGACACCCAUUCCUCCAUCGACGAGGAACAGCAGCAUCUGCAGUGCGCCCGUGUCGCUGGGUGGCUACAACUACGACUAUGAGACGGAGACCAUCCGGCGGCGAUUUAGGCAACUAAAGCUGGAGCGGAAGUGCCAGGAGGACUACAUCGGAAUUGUCCUGUCGCCCAAAACGGUGAUGACCAACAGCAAUGAGCAGCAAUAUCGGUAUCUUGUCGUGGAACUGGAACCCUACGGCAUGGCACAGAAGGAUGGCCGCCUUCGUCUGGGCGAUGAGAUUGUCAACGUGAAUGGAAAGCACCUGCGCGGCAUCCAAUCCUUCGCGGAGGUCCAGCGCCUGCUGAGCAGUUUCGUGGACAACUGCAUCGACCUGGUGAUUGCCCACGAUGAGGUGACCACGGUCACCGAUUUCUACACCAAAAUCCGGAUUGAUGGGAUGAGCACGCAGCGCCACAGGCUGAGCUACGUUCAGCGCACCCAGAGCACCGACAGUCUGGCCAGCAUGCAGAGUCUGCAGCUGCAGCAGGAGAGGAUUCAGGGUCAGAAUCUGGAUCAGGAACCAGAGCCGGAUGCCCAAGGCGAGGACCAGUGCGAUGCGCGAUCGAUUGCCAGUGUGAGCACUAUGCCCACUCCGAUGCCGCUGAUGCAGCAUCGUCGGAGCUCCACGCCCAGGCACUCGCUGGAAAUGAGUGGGCCAGAGCACGAGCUCCUCAGGAGGCGGGCCCGCAGCUCCUCAGGUCAGCGCAGCUUGGCUCUAACACCGACCCCGCUCUUUGCCAGCAGCAGCAGCAGCUGCUCCUCCUCCCCUAACCAUCGGUUGCUGGAUAACGAGAAUGACCCCGCUAACGACACCGAUUCCUAUACGCCGGUGUAUGCAAAUCGGGCGGCGAGCGUGUGCGUGGCCUCCUCGCUGGCGGACGACGAGAAGUGGCAGCUGCUGGCCCGGAAGCGCUGCUCCGAGGGAUCCGCCCUCUCCGCUGCCCCGAGCCCCCAGCAAUUCGGCCAACGCACCCACUACGCCAGGAACUCCAUCAACCUGGCCAACUCGCACUACCGCUCGCUCCGGUUUGCCCACUCACGGUUGAGCUCGUCGCGUCUCAGUCUGUUCAUGCAGGCGCCGCCUAACAGUCUAACCGUCGGGGAGGGGGCUAACACCCCAUCCUCCACAGCUACCACAACCACUGAUCUCACUAACCAGCAGCAGCAAAACCAGCAACAGACACACCAAUCACUGUACAUCAAGCACUCGCCAAAGAGCGUCUCAUUGUUCUCGCCUAAUCCCUAUGUUAACGCCUCAUCCUCACCAGCAUCAGCAUCCACAUCAGCGGGAGCGGGCUCAUCUCUGGCCCCGCCUGCCGCCGCCCUAAUGCAUCAUAGGCCAUCACUGCCGGUGGCCAAGCUAACCAUACGCGAUGAGGAAAUGGCGGAGGUCAUCCGCGCGUCCAUGAGCGAGGGAAGUGGUCGUUGCACUCCAAAGACUAUUACCUUCUUCAAGGGACCUGGACUGAAAUCUUUGGGCUUUAGCAUUGUGGGAGGUCGCGAUUCACCCAAGGGCAAUAUGGGAAUCUUUGUGAAGACCGUAUUUCCCUCGGGUCAGGCUGCUGAUGAUGGCACACUGCAAGCAGGCGAUGAGAUAGUGGAGAUCAAUGGCAACUCUGUGCAGGGCAUGAGUCACGCUGAAACCAUAGGACUCUUUAAGAACGUUAGAGAAGGCACCAUUGUGCUUAAGAUCUUGAGAAGAAAAUUGCAGAAGGCAAAAUCAAUGGGUUGUUAGUUAAUACCCAAUUGGACUUAUCCCGAUGAUGAUACCUGAUUAUGGACAAACCGCAUUGUUUAAUCAAUUUAAAUGUUAGCUUCAAUAAUUAAGUGAAGUCUUUUUUCGUAAUCGUACAAAGCCCCUUGAAAGAACUAUACUUAUAUACAGACUCUAUAUAGCAUCUAGAAUCCCAAAUAGUACGUAAACAAUUGUAUGGAGUUACAAUUUUAAAUUAUUUACUCAAUCUAGACUAGGCUAAGGUUCGAAACGUUGUACAAGUUCUACAUACAUACAAGUGAAAUAUAUUUACCUGAAAAGCAAAC